This is a messenger RNA of Cinara cedri, 12116 nucleotides long. Lineage: Eukaryota; Metazoa; Arthropoda; Insecta; Hemiptera; Aphididae. The record is from the annotation of a GenBank genome assembly.
AGUGGGAGUUGUUAGGAGUUGUUAGAUUGAAAACGCGUGCAUCGUUUCAGUUUCGAUUUUGUUGGCGCCGAGUGUACAAUGUCGUAAUAAUGAGUUUAGUGUGUACCUAAUAUUUGUUGUAUAACAUGUUUAAGUUUUAUAAUUAUUAGUGAAUUUCAGAAAAAAAAACACUAUGAUUAAAGAUAGACUAAAAGAAUUCCAGGCUGUAAGUAUUAUUAUUAUUUUUUUAUUUUUAAUUAAAAAUACAGCUGCAAAAUAUUCCCAAUUAUAUUAAUACAUCAUACAACAAUUAUGUGCAUAUUUUUAAAUUUCAAUUAUAUAUACCAUUAUACAAAAGUAAUUAAAUAUUAUAUCUAAUAAAAUAUUAUAUAGGUAUACUUAUAAAGUUAUAAAUAACGCAUGGUAGGUAAUAUUACAGUGAUGUAUGGGUACUAAAAUUUAAUCAUACUGAAAUAAUUUGGUUGUAUAUUUUAUAAUAAUAUAAAUAUUAUUAUAAGGGAAAUUGUAUGGCAAUAUGGUUUGUAUGCUUAAUGUUUGAUUAUGAUAUUAAUUAAAUUGUAUUUCGUUAAAACGUUAAACUUUACUAUGAUAAUACAUUUCAGUUAGAACGAACGGAUCAUUUAGAAAAACAAAAUAUUUAGUUAAUAUUUUAAUUAUAUUUUACUAAUUGAUUAAAAUAUAAUAUAAAUACACGAAAAGAAAUUCGUAUCAAAUAAAAAAAAUUAAUUAGCAGAAUCAUAAUCGUAGGCAUUUUUAAUGGUAAAACAUUGUCAAUCUAUCUGUAAUAUUAUGUACUUUUGAUUAUUAAAAAUAUUCGUCAUUCAUCAAAUAUAAUUAAAAUAUUAGUUUAACAUUUUAAUAAAAUCGUGUAUUAGAUAAGUAUAGACUGUAUUAUAUAUAAUUAAAAUAUUAAUUUAUGUAGGUGAAAUAUUUAUAAUUUUCUUUCGAUAUUUACCCAUGUAGGUAUAGAUUUUCUUCUUAAUGCAUUAAAUAUCAUUGAAGUACCCAGUGGGGCUAACAGGGCUUCAACUAUACCCCAUUGACAGUGUUAUAUAUGCAACCAAAUAAUAUUAACUACUCCAACUAAUCUUGAAAUCUGGGCACGCUACUGUUAAGUAUUAUAAAUAUGCCUAUAUAUAUUUUAUUUUGUUCAUUCAUCGUAUCUUUCUAUAAAAAAAAACGUUUGAUUAUAAUUUCAUUAGCUUUAAUGUAAUUGCCUGCAGUUAUUAUGUGUAAUAUUUAUAACAAUAAGUAUAACCUUGAAUUCAAAUAUAUGAUUGAGACACAUAUAUAAUUAUUAAUUAUAUUUACGGUAUACCUAUUAGCUAUUAUUAGGUACCUACUUUAUAUGUUUGUCUUAAUUGCACUUAUCUUAUCCUUAGGUAUAUCUGUUGAAAUUUGAAACCACCAUAACGAAAUUAAUAUAAUUUAGUGUUUUUAUUUUGGUAUUUUUUUGUUUUUGAAUAUUAGUGACAAAAUAAUUUAGCGUGUUAAAGACGACCGCCACGAAUAGAAAUAAUAGACACAAAAAGCACAUUUCAAGUCAAAAAUAAAUCAUUUUUAGACUAGAAUUCAGCAUUCUCGUUGAGUUUUCAGUUGAUUAACUAUGUAAAUACCAAUUCGUCUUGACAGCGGACCAAACAAAUAAACAUCUUCAACAUUCUAAUUUGUUUUGUGAAUACAGAGUGUAUACGAGAAUCGUGGUCCUUAAAAUCAUCUCGGUCGAUGUGUCAGGCGUGUAGUACUUAUAUAGGUAAAUACAAUAAUAAUAUUAUGAAUAGUCGUUUCACGUUGUGGUCGUUUUGGGCAAAAGAACUCGGGCGUGUAUGAUUAAAAUUUAAAAUAUAAAUACGUGGGACACGAAAUAUAUAUAUAGAUAGAUAAAUACGCUCAUUAUAAUAUUAUUCUGGUAUAUCUACACAUAAUAAACGCGACAUGCGUUUUUACCUAUCUACACGGUACCCAAAACCCUAGUAUAAAAAUAAAAAAUUGACUGUAAAUAAAAAAAAUGCGAAUUUCCCCGUAGAUUACCUCGAUACCUAUGCAAGCUACAAAAGUCGACUAUAUGUCUAUAUAUAAUAAAUACACAUAAUAUUAUAUUUUGUAACACAUAUAGGUAUACACAUAUUACACCACACAAUUGGUUUAUUGUUGUUGCGCCAAGCCGCCAACUGCAGUUCUGAUCUAUCUGCUGAAAAUGGCACCAAUUAAUUUUCCCUAACACAAUGCGACUUCAAGGCCUGUACCUAUAUAGCAUAUAUAUUAUGUAGGAGAGGUGAGUGCUGUUUUAAUAUUCGGUGGUGCGGAACCAUAAUAAGGAACAUUAUUAUUAUUUUUUUUUAUUUUUUUAUUACUGUGCCGGUUUGUAAUAAUAAUAAUAAUCAUUUAUAGCGAAUAAAUAAUAAAGGCCGUGUUAGUCAAAUAUAUGUAAUAUAAUAUAUAGUAAUCAAAUAUACGUGAGAGGAAAAACGAUUAGCCUACCUGUCUGUUUUACACUGUAUUGUAAAUGCGAUUAUAUCCUACACUAGUAUAGGUAAAUGUUUUACAUUUGCUCCGGAAAAAUAAAAAACUAUUUUUUUAGAUAUUUUAGAAGGGCUAUAACAUUGAUGGUAUUAUUCAAAUCGUCGAUACGCCAAAAUAUAAUAAUAUAUAAUAAUAUAACGUAUUAACACAUCUGUUAUAAUAUAAUGAAUAUAAUAUCAAUAAAAUACACAAAUGUAUACAUUUUUUCUUACUAUAGGAAGUACUUAUAUUAAAUUCAAUACAAUGGCGUAUUUGUAGGUAAUAGGAGCAUUUGACCCCCCCCCCCUAAACAACUUAGUAUAUAAUACUUUUUCCUUGUAUUUUGGUAAAAUAUAUAUAAAGUUUGAUUAAUAAAAUAAUAAAGUAAAAACAAAAUUAUUAAAAUGGUUAAUACUCGUAAAUAAAGUUUUAUUGUUAUAAAUGGUUUUGCCUCCACUCAAAAUUAAGGUCUAUAUCCGCCACUGAUACUAUAUUAUACAUAUAAUAGUUACCUAUUAGGUACCUAAAUUUCCAUGAUAAUAAUAUUUUCAAAUUGGAUUUUGGGAAAAACUGGAAUAAUAUUUUAUACACUCCGUGUCGCGAAUGCAAAAAUUAAUAUACAUUAUCUAUAUCUACAAGCAUAAUUAUGUUCAACUGCUGUACGGAAUUUUUGUCCAGCGUUGUUUUGCAGCAAAUACCCAUUGAAAUGUCAUAUAAGUGAAUAGUGUACAAAUUAAUAACCGCGGGAAUUAUCGUAUGCGAUGUCACAAAUUGCAAUCGAAUAGGUUCACUCGUUCAGUGGUUCACUCAUUCACUUAAUUCGUUCUAUUUUAUGUGGUAUUUAUUGCCGUUGUUCUAUUUAAUAUUUAUGGCUAUAAAUAACAAUAUAUAGGUACAAUCGGGACAGAAGUGCAGAACUUAAGAUUUAAUAACCGUGAGCUAUAUUUAAACACGCAGAUUUUAUAGGUAGAUACAUAAGUAAAAUAUUAUAAAAUAAGUUUUAUGAGACGUCAUGGUCAGUUUUUUUUUUGAAUAGGGGGGGGUGAGUGGGGUGUAUAUUUGGUGUCUCUAUUUUGUCUGUGCUUUAUUGACGUGCCAUAAAUUUAUAUUUGCCUUGAUAAAAUUACAUAAAACAAUAAUAAUAAUAUUAUGUUAUGCUAUAGCCAUAGGUAUAUUAUUAUAUAAUAAAUUAAUAACUGUUCCUAACAUACAGAUAUACCUAGUAUAUAUCUUAAAUAACUUAUGUAUUUAUGACACUGUUUUAAAAUUGCUUAUAAAUAGGCUGAAUGUAAAUUAUUUACGAUUUUAACGUUUUAUACAGGUAUGUUUUCCUUUUUUUAUUUUAUCAAUAUAUUUUAAUUUAGAGAAACCAAUAAUAAUUGAGAAAUAAUUAGAUAAUUAGAUAAUUUAAUUAAAAUAAUUAAAUAAUUAGAGAAAUUAUCCGUAACCUAAUAAGGCAACAUAUAGGUUCACAAAUAAAAAGAACAGACAUACUUCGCAUGCGGAUGCAGCCACUGUUAUAGGUGGUAAGUUAGGAGGCUAGGAUACAGACGGGAAUUUAAUGUAUAUCUGUGAGCAAUUUUAAACCAUUGCUAACGAAAAAACGAUUCUGAGCUUGAGUUCAAUUGAUAGUGUUGCUUUGUCAACAAUAUAAUAUAUAGUAUAUGUCAUAUUAUGAUAAAAUGAUUACAAAAAUGUGCGUUUCUAUGACAACAAUAAUUGUAAAAAAAAGAUUAAAAUAAUAAAAACAAAAAAUAAAUACAAACGGUUACCAAGGACAACCUUAUUUUUAAUCUUUAAAUUUGUUUAACCUAAAGAUCGAGGUUUUCUUCAACAUCUCAAAUAUAAAUGAAAAUUUCAAAAAUGACCUCUCUAAAUUAUCACCUAGAGAAAACAUUUCUUUUCAGAAAAGGUGUUAUACUUGAUAAUCGGAGUUUCUUUCUGGUAGAAAAAAUGUUUAAAUAAUAAAAAAUUUAAAAAAAAAUAAACAUCAUUGUAAAACCAAUAUAUUCCUCGUUCUAUUUAGAAUAUUUGGGUAUGUAUAUAAUUAACAGUGAGAAAACGUCGGCCUGUUUACAUUUUUGUUAUCCUUUUAAAAUACUCAAAUAAUUAUGUGUAUAAUAGAGUAUAGAUAGUCUCGGUAUAAAUUGUUAAUAUCCGAAAACAAUACUUAUAGGUUACAAGUGAAGCCUUGAAAAAUCACUGUAUUUUACGACCCUAUAAAACAUAGCUUCAGUGCGAAAAUGUUUAUUUUAUGAUUGUGUGAAUCGUAUUCGGUUCUCAUACUUUUUCUUGAACAGCAUUUUCGUUUAAUAAUAUUAAUCUAUAUUUCCCGCGUAUUAUAUUAAAGUUUCAAAAAUUAAUUCAAAUUACACAAAUUAUUAAUUAUUAUUAAUUACAAGACGAUAAAUGAGCUAUGUCAAGUUAAUUCAUUGAUGAUGGUUGCGUAAUCCACGAUCAUAGAUCAUAUGCGCUUUUGCUAAUCCAACUAUUUUAUUUUUGCCUGAAUACUAUUCGAGAAAUAUGCCAUUUUUGAAAAAUAGUAUUACGAAAAAAAUACACUAUAAGUGAAGUUUACUAAUCACAAAUGAAUUCACAAAUACAUAUAGAACAAAGAAAUGAAAUGAAAACAAAAUGUAUAGAAUAUAUCGUAAAGUGUCGAAUUUUAGCCGCGUAAAUAAAAUCUCGUUAUAAUAAUUGUUAUGUUAUGUAUUUUUUGUUUGUAACUAUUGUAACAGUUUUACUUAUUUGAACAAAACUGAUAAUGUUACCUGAAAUUCUCCUUGUUUACUUAUUGUUAUGUAGGUAUCUAUAAAUUAUUAUGUUUUAAAAAAACUAUAGGUAUAUUAUUUGAAUUUCGAGUAUACCUAUGUAUAGUUAAAGUUAUAUAAUGUUAAGAUUAAAUUAGUUUGAUUAAAAAAAAAACAAGUAUAGGAAUUCUGUUGUAAAUACUACUAUAACAAUUGAUUAAAAAAAUAUAAAUGUUUAAUGAAUCAAAAUCAAAUUUAAUUUUAAUGUAGGUAUUAUAAUAUUAUAUUGGUAUUACACAUAUACGAUAUUAUAUUUAUUUCUAAAUAAUAUAAGUGAUAGUGUCUGGUAAUGGUAUCUGAAUUCAAAAUGUAUUGUCUUAAGUUCACAUUUAGUUAUUUGUAUAGAGUGCUCAAUCAUCAAGUAAGAUACUUGGGCAUUUCAAAAGGAAUCAACUCUUUGGUUUUUAUGGAAUUGUCUUCUUUGAAAAAAAAAAUAAUAAUAAUAAGAAUUAAAUAAUUAUGCAUAAUUCUAAAAUGUUGCAUUGCCUUUUUUUUUAUCCACCAGCUCUUGAUUUUCAAACGCAACUAGGAACAAGAUAACGGGGCAGAAUUCAAAAUUCAUAUAAUGUAAACAUUUAUGAUGAAAAUUAAGCUAAGAGUAUAUAUUGAGAUGCGAACGAGGGGGCGGGGCGAUCUCCCCUAUCACCCCUGGAUCUGCAAUUGAAUGCAACUUGUAUUAAAAAUUCCGAGCAUAGAUAUAUCAAACCAACUUUGUAGAAGUAUCUAUUAUACUAUGAUACUAUCAUACGUUAUAUUAUAAGUACCUAUUUUAUAUUUUAAAUUUUUUUGUUGUUAUUAGGUUACAAAUAUUCGUAGACUUGAAAUUUUGACGAAACUUAUAUUUGUCUUUUCUAUACGAGGUAAAAUGUUCAAAACAUGUUGACCAAUGUUAAGCUAUUAAUAGACAUUUUAUGUUUGCGAAUUUCCACGUAGUUUUUAUUUAAUUGGUACUAUGUGGAUAUAAUUGUUUGAUCAGACAGAAAUUCUUGACGAUUUAAUAGAAGAUUCAUUUUAAGUUGUACUCAAUGGUUAAUAAGAAAAAAUUGAGUUUAAUAUGGUAUUUCUUUUUUUUUUAUGAGUUUUAAUAUCAAAUUUUUGAUGAAAAUCGUAAUAAUACAGCCUUUCAAAUCAUGUAUAAAUGAACUUCGCUCAGAAUCGUUUUUUGUUAGUAAUGGUUUUUCUUUUCUAACAAAUAUAAAUUAAAUAACUAUAUUUAUCUUACCUUCCCAACUUCCCACUUACAAUAGUGGCACACCCAUCAGAAGUAUCAACUCUUUUAGUUAAUUGGUUUAUUGACCGGAAAGAAAAAUUUAAGAUAUUUGUAGAUUAAAGUUUAGUACUAUCACUACUAUCUUUAUACUUUUAUGAGUUAGGUACAUAAUAUAGAUAUAUAAUAAUACGAUUACCUAUGUAGUACCUAUAUGUUGUAUAUACCUCUUUAAUGUCUACGUUAUUUUGAGUUUUAAAAAACGAGGAGUUAGAGCUCAUGGACCUGCCUAUAGUUUGAUACAAGCUCGUGUACAAUAAUGUAUAAAAUAAAAAACAAAUGGACAUACUUUGCACGAUGGGUGGACUACUGUUGUGGGUGAAAAUUUAGGAUGGUAGAGGGGAAAUUUAAUGUAUAUAUGUACUCAAAGAUUAAUCAUUGCCAACGAAAAACGAUUCUGAGGGGAGUUCGAUUAUACAUCUUUUGAAAGGCUUUAAUAUUUACAAUUUUAAAAUAAUACAUUUUCGUCUGUUUUUUUCCGGUGUUUCCCAUUUAUAAUGAAAAUCGCCUUAAAAAUCAAAAAUUGACCUUCUUGUGGUAUCACUCCAGUCAAAUUUCCUUUCAGAAAAAGUGCUACACUUGAAAAUCGGAGCAAAAUUUCUGGUAGAAAAGUUGUUCACAGAAAAAAAAAAUCAUUGUAAAACCAAUAUAUUCCUCUCUCCACUCAGAAUCUAAAAAAGUCUUUAAAAUUUAGAAUUAUUUUAUUAGAUGUUUUUGAAACUAUAUAUAUAUGUAUAAUAUAUAUUUUUAUAUAUAUAUAACAUAUAUUCAUAAUGAGUAAUAAUAGGUACAAACAACAUUUUUUUGUUUUGUUAAAUUAGAUUAUUUUUAUUAUUAUUUUUUAAUACCCAAAAUUAGUAAUUCCUUAUAAUAUUAUAAUUUUUAUUAUUUUUUAUAAUAGUUUCAACCAUCGUUAAAACUAAACUUGCAGAGUCUAAAACUAGAUAUAGUCUAUAAAAACAACAAAACAUUAAUUUUUAUUUUAUCUUAUAGAAGUGGCGUAGCUGUUAAAACACAGUAAGAUUGAUUAAGACUUAAGUAGAUUUAGGUUAAUCAUCUCUAAAAUUGAAUGUACAUUUAAUGUAUUAAUAUUAUUUUAUAUCUACUCCUAUAUAGUUUUAUUAACACUAAAUUUAGUAGAUACCUGUACAGUGUACACUUAUUAACUUCUUAUACUUAGUUAUUAAUCAUUAUACUCCUUGUUUAUUUAUUGAUAAAUUUCUAGACUUAAUACACCAUAAACACCUACAACUGUUUAUAAAAUUAUGCUUACGUAGUAGUAUUAUAUUUUAUACAGAUCGUGGAAGACGUGUUUCCAAAUCAUGCAAACAGAAUGGAUUCCCAAAAUAAUAUGAGAGGAAUAGACAACGUAGCUUUGGAUAUUCAAGACUCCGAGUAUGGUUAUAUGGAACAUUUCUUCAACCAGGUUAAAAUCGAUUCUAUAAUAUUGUAAUCUAUGUUUAAUAUAAUUAUAUACUUAUAUUAUGCAUAAUUAAUUAUACAACUAAAUAUACACAAUAAUAAAUAGCUGGUUUACAUAAUUAUUAAAUGCUGCUGACCGUAUCUAAUUUAUAAUAAUUGAAACUUGAUUGAUAAUUAUUUAUGUCAUAUCUCGUAUAAAUUUGUAUACAGUUAGCGAGUAUUCAAGCCGUAUAUAACGAUAUAACGAUAUAACGAUCGAUUUUAGAAAGUUUGUCAAUAAUCUAUUGUAAUGAUGGGUACGUUUUAAUAUUAGGUAGGUAUAUCUCCAUUAUAUAAUAUGUAGUGACUUCAUAACCAUGUAUCCCUAUAUUAAUUAUUAAUUUAUUCAUUUUUACAUUAUUUAUCAUUGAAUAUUAUUAUUAUUUUAUAGUAAAAAAAAACAUGACGACCGCCUAUAUAGAAAAGUAAUUGUAAAUAGGCAUAUUUUCGAAGGGGUAAUUGUGAUAAUAGAGGGGCAAAGGGGGCAUCUGCCCUGAAGUGCUAAAAUUCUAAUUCUAAUUUGUAUUUAAUUAUAAUAAAUAUUGUAUUUAUAAGGAAAAAUAUUAUUAUACAUAUAUAUAUAUAUAUAUAUAUAUAUAUUAAAAGUUUAAAUUUGAUGCAUGAGAUUAAUAGCCACUUUAAAUCGAUAUGAUCUGCACCACGGGAAUAAUUUAAAAUAAAUACAUCCUAGAAAAAAUUCUUAGCUAGAGCACAACAUUUGAAUUUGUCGUGUGAUUCUUAAAUCCCUCGUUAAGGCACUGCAUGUUUGUUGAAUUUAAAAUUACAAUUUCAUAAAUAGAUAAGUACUAUAGUAAUACCUUUGCUUAAUACAUAUUACAAUUUACAGAUCGAACAGAGUCGACUGAAAAUUACUCAAAUCAAAGAACAUGUAGUGUUGAUGAGAACAUUACAUGGAAAAUUAUUACUUCUACCGAGGCAAGAUGAAAGUAUGAUAUGCUCCUAUAUAUUAUAAAUUAUAAUAAAGUGUAUUAUUAUGAGUUUGAUGAACAAUAUUCAAUAAUUUUCAUGUAUACACAAUAUACUAUAAUAUUUUAUAUUGUUUGCAGAUAUAAAACGAGAUGUAGACUUAAAAACGGAAAAUGUAAAAAAAAUGGGCAAACAAGUCAGCAUUGUAUUGAAAGGUAAUACCUACUGUAUAAUGUAUACAAUUAUUUUAAGACUAUAGCUAUUAUUAUAAUUUAUAAAUAAUGAGAAAUGUACAGGAUUGAAAUUAUAAUAAAAGUGUGAUAUAACUCAUAUAAGGUAUAACCUAAUAAGUGAUAAUAUAUUAAGUUGUUUUGUUUCUAGUUUAUUAUUUUAGAAUCUAUUCGAAUUUGUAUAUUUUUAAUUUAAACACGGGUACUCGUAAAUUACUAGUUCAGUAUUUAAACAUUUCAAACAAUUUUUAGAAUAUCCCGUAUCGAAAUGACACGGCAAUAAAUUCACAAUAAUGUUUUUUUAAUAUAUAUUAACCGUGCAAUCUAGACGAGGUAAUAUCUUUAAUAAAAUAAAAAAAAAAAAUAAAAAAAAAUCGUAAAUGGUAAUCUGUAGGCUGUCCAGAACGGAUUCUUGAAUACGUCAAGGUCUCGGACACUAUCAUUGGACUUCGGAAAUGUCAUAUGAACAACAAAAAUUAUUCUUUAUAACGUCAAGGCCCUUCGUUGGCGAUUUAAUAAAAUUAUGUCUUGACUUGUCACACAGACGCGUAUAUUACACGCGUACUUGUAGGUAUAUAUUAAUAUUAUCUAUUACGAGUUUAUAUGACCUAUCAUGAAUAGUACGUAACGCGUAAGUGUAAAUAACGGUAACCAAUUAUUUUGUAUUUAAAUAUAGAAAAAAAUACAUUUCUUGUUGCGCUCAGAAUCUGCAUGGAAGAAGGUGUGAAAAUGUUCAUUUAUCUAAAAAACGCCAUCGCGAUGAUAUUACAUGUGUUUAAGACUUCUAUAAUUUAAUAAAACAAUUAUAUUAUAUUUGGUUGGUCAUUGAUCAUUGGUCAUAAUACUUGCGUACUAUACUUAGCGUUUAGAACUUUAGGUACCUAACUAAUACAUAUUAUUUAUGUUUGAAUGUGAUUUUAAAUUUAAACACAAUAAUAUAAUGUCAAAAUUUAAAAAUUUUAACGGAAAUAAACAUAAUUUGAAAACAACUUUUCGAAUUAAAAAUGAUUGAUUAUAAAAACACGUAAUUGGAAGCUAUAAAGCCGACAGAAUUUGGCUUUAUGGACGAAUUGUUUUCGUAUAGAAAGCAUUGAAAUAUCGGCAGAUGUGUUAACCUGGAACGAAGAGAGAUUUAAAUGAAAAUUAACCUGUUAUAAUAGAGUACUAUUUUUACUUACAAAAUGUCACUGUCGAUAGUAUAAUGUCUGUUGAGAUGUGUAGAAACUUCAUACAAGCAAUCUACCGUUUUACAGGGUUGGAAAAACAGAUAAACCAAGAAGAAGACGAGUCGACAAACGACAACGAACAAGCGAGUGCCGCGUUGCGUAUACGAAAAACCCAACACGCCACCACUGUGCAUAUGCUAGUUGAAGCUUUGGCUGAGUUCAACGCUGAACAGAUCGACUACAAGGAAAAAUGCGAAGAACGCAUGCAAAAAAUCGUGUCCAUAGGUAAAUACACGCAAGAAGACAUUAUUUGUUUUUCUCGUUUCACCUGCAUAAUAAUAUCAUUUGUGUCUUUUAUUAUGUUCGCAUAUUCCUAUCUGUAGCCAAAGCCGAAAUAUCCAACGAUCAGUUCGACGAGCUUGUCAGCCAGGGAAAUUAUUCGGCUGUGUUCAACGGAAACGUAAGUUUACGUACAAUCCCGACUUUUUCGAUCGACUAUAUUUAAAUACGGGUCAUUGACAAUAUAAUAUAGAUUGUAUGUUUGUAACUUCAGAUUAUUGCCGAAACACUUGAAGCCAGAAAAACGCUUCAGGAAGUCCAAGACAGACACAUGGAACUGAUGAAAUUGGAGAAGAGCAUACAAGAGCUCCGAGAUAUGUUUGUUGAAAUGGCUAUGUUAGUCGAAAAGCAAGUAUGCAAGACAAUAAUAUUAUAUAUUUAUUUAAAGUAAUGCAUUUUGCCCAUUUAGUUUUAUGAUUCUUUUUAAAUUUUUGAAUUUUUUAUACACAAUCUUCAGAAAUCCAUGUUAUAAAGUUUUAAAACCCAUUUUAUGAAUUAAUUUGUAAUGGUUAUUAUAGGGCGACAUAGUCAAUAGUAUAGAACAACAUGUUUUACGGGCUGGUGAAGCUGCUGAGAAUGCCAAAAUAGAAACCAAAAAAGCUGUAAUAUACAGUAGUAAAGCAAGAAUAGUAUGUAAUAUAUGAAAUAUUAUUCUAUAAAUACUGGGUUGAUUUACCGAAAAAUGAUUAACAAAAAUGACAAGAUAGAAAUUACUAAAAUUAGGUGUGUGUUGGUUUUUGUUACAGAAAAAAAUCAUUGUUAUAAUGAUAUGUGUUUGUGUGAUUUUAUGUUUACUUGCGUGGUUAUAUUCAAUUUUUUUUGGACAUGAUAACACCUCUGAAACCUGAAAGGUAUUUCUACAACUAUAGGUACCUAUGUAUAUUUUUUUAUUUAACUAUUAAGUACAAUUUUCUGUGAUAUUUGUGAAACUAUAUUUAUAUAUUAUCAUUACCAUUAUAGACUAAAAUAAUUAAGUUAAAUGGUUUUGUUUUUAAAUUUUAAUCAAUGUUGUAAAAAAGUGAAUUUUAAUAAAAGAAUCGAUAAUAUAACGUUUAACAUUUGGGUGUUUACCAGAUAUUCAAAAUAUACAUGUUGAUCCCACACAACAGUUGUAAAAUUAUUAAUGUGAUAAAAAUCUAUGUAAGUUCAGUCAAUAACUCUUGAAGCUUAUUUUGUUACAAUAUGUAUUUUUAAUAGAAUGAAAUAAUGAGGUAUAUGUUUAAUUUCUUCCAAGAACUCUCUAUAAGGACUAUUAGAAUAUGUAUCCAUUUAUGCACAUAAAUAGGAAAAGUAUAGGCAUAAGUUAAACCUUGGUUAAGACUUGGUCAUAUUAUAAUAUUUAGGUAAUAUAAAAAUAAAAAUCUAGAUAAAAUCAUUUUCAAGCCUUUGUUAUUUUUGUAUUAUUAACUAUAGG